AUGACAACGACUGCUGCUGGCCCGUCGCGACCCAGUCGCCUUUUCUAUAUCAACGACAAGUCGAGCGGCCUCAGUUUCCUUGUUGAUACCGGUGCCGAGGUCAGUGUCAUCCCGCCUUUAAGGCGUCACCGCCUCAAGCCUUCGCAAUUUUCAUUGCGGGCUGCAAAUAGCACCACAAUCAGCACCUACGGCCAACGUUCCCACACUUUAGAUCUUGGUCUUCGGCGACGUUUUCAAUGGGUCUUUAUUAAGACUGACGUCAAAUCGCCCAUUAUCGGGGCCGACUUUUUGUCAUCUUUCGGCUUUACAGUCGAUGUCAGACACCGCCGCCUAACACACACAACCACCCAACUCUUUACCAUAGGUACCAUUAGCUCUGAACGUUCGGUUGGCAUUCAUCUCACCAUCCCCAGCAUCCCUUUCGCUGACAUUUUGGAGGACUACCCGUCCAUCACUAAACCAUGUCAUUUUACCGAAACCGUUCAACACGGAGUGAAACACCACAUUGUCACGGCAGGGCAACCAGUGCACGCUCGUCCGCGUAGAAUCCACCCUGAGAAGCUCCGAAUAGCAAAGAACGAAUUUGAACAUAUGAUGAAUCUGGGCAUUAUACGCCCUUCAUCUAGCCAGAAAUUGACUGGCACACACAUACUUCUCCUCCUAAAUUCCAGAAGCUGCUUGACACAAUUUACUUUUCAAACCUGACUCAAUUAGUUCACUCUUCGACCAGAAACGAUAGUGUUUUAGACUUAAUUUUUACUAAUGGCACCUUCCCUUUAUCUAUGGAUUUUUAUCAUGACCUCUUUGCAAGUGAUCAUGCAUUAAUUCAUUGUCGCCUUCCAGUUGCCAUUUCCGCAAAGCCAACAGUUCAACGUAGUAUUUUUGACUUUGCUAAUGUUAAUAAGGAUUUAGUAAAUAACUUUACCUGCACUCUUGAUUGGCACAAUAUUUUUUCAAAUAAUGAUCUAAAUUUUUUCAACAAUUUAUUACAAUGCGUAACAGAAGGUCUUCUUGACCUUAUUCCUCGGAAGAUGUUCAAACCGAGUGCUAAUUCCACCGCCAUCCCACACUUUCUUAAAAACAGACUUAAAAAGUUACGGAAGCAGUUUAAAGAUCCUUCUGUGAGUUCAUUAUCAGUUCAUCUAAGAAUCGUUGAAAUAUUUGAACUAGCUUCGAAAAUAAGGCUCGAGCGAGAUAGGCGUAGAGAGUCUUUGGCUAUUAAUGAUGUGAAUUCUUCUAAAUCAGUUGCUCAGAUCUUCCGUCAGAGAUCAUCUGCUAAGUCCCACCAAGUCAUUCCGCCCUUGCUUAGUGCAAGUGAUGCCUUCAUUACAGAAGAGUCAGGCAAAGCAGAAAUUUUAAAUUCGUUCUUUGCCAAGCAUUUCACCAUUGAAACUGAUCCGAUCCCUUUAAUUCCUUCGUUGUCUGAUGCUUCUCUUAGCUUCAUUAAUUUUUCUCCUGAAUGUAUUCAAAAACUGAUAAGUCAUCUUCCUAACUCUCACUCAGUAGGUACGGACAAUAUCCCAAACUCUUUGAUAAAACAACUAAGAGAUUUUCCUCCUCUGCUUAGCAAAAUCUUUUCAGUAUUUCUCGUAAAUGGCUUCUUCCCUGACUAUUGGAAAACUUCUAUUAUUAUUCCAGUAUUUAAGUCUGGCUGUCGUUCUGACGUACAGAACUAUCGAGGUGUCCAUAAAACACCCUCUCUCGCCAAAAUCUUUGAAAAAAUUAUCGCCAUAAAAAUUACCGAAUUUUGCAUAGCCAAUCAAGUUAUUAGCCCUUCCCAACAUGGUUUUUUACCAGAUCGCUCUUGUGAAACAUGUCAUCUGUCGUUUCUCGAUCUACUUACCUCUCUUCGUAAUGAUCACCUAUCUGUUGUCGUAAUUUAUUUUGAUCUUAGUNCGGAUGAAUGUAAUCGACCGCAUCUGGGUUCCUAUCGCCUCGAGACUGAUCUUCAUGAUGCCCUCACUGAAUGCGCUUCAUCGAUGCUCUUGGCGAAGCCUUCUAUAUUAGCCAUAUACUAGUAAUCUGGUCGCAUCUCCUAUGCCCUAUCCUCGGAUGGACUCUGAUGAAUGUAACAGACCGCAUCUGGGGCCUUUUCGCCUCGAGACUGGUUGUCAUCGUGCCCUUACAGAAUGCGCUCCAUCGGCGAUCUUGACAAAGCCUUCUGUAUUCGCCAUAUACUAGUAGUUUGGUCGCAUCUCCCUUCCCCCCAUGUUCGGAUGGACUCGGUUGAAUGAAACCGACCGCAUCUGGGUUCUUGUCGCCUCGAGACUGGUUGUCAUCAUGCCCUUACAGAAUGCGCUCCAUCGGCGGUCUUGUCAUAGCCUUCUAUAUUCGCCAUAUACUAGUAGUCUGGUCGCAUCUCCCCCCCAUGUUCGGAUGGACUCGGUUGAAUGAAACUGACCGCAUCUGGGUUCCUAUCGGCUUGAGACUGAUUUUCAAUUUCGGCACUUAUUUUUCUUAUUCAAGGCGAUACAGGCCAGUCCUGACCGACCCGCCUACGUACCAUUUUAUGAAAUCCGUUACACAAUGCCAUAUACAGCUGACAUCUAUUUCGGCCAUGUUGAUGUCGGGCUUUAUUCCAUUUUGUACCGCCACAUGCAGGCCAGUCCUCCCUUUUUUUCUGAUGCUAUUUUUCUGAGGGUUUUUUUUUCUCCUGUUAACUUACUACAAUCAUUUUUAAAUCUUGCUUUGGAGUUUUUUUUUCACCCCUCGUUUUUUUUUUCAUUUUCAUUUUGCUUAACGGACUUCUAAUCUCAAAAACUAUGCAUUGCACUUUGUGCAGAUUUUGCCUACAUCGUCUAAAAUUUGCAUGUAAAUUUAUUUUUACUUGCUUUGAUGGGACCCCGACGGGUCUUUAAUAAAAUAAUUGAAUUGAAUUGAAUUGAGCCCAUGGGCCUCAUCACUGCACAUGGUGCCAAAGAAGUCAUCUGACUAUUGGAGACCGUGCGGUGAUUAUCGAGCCCUAAACAGGUCCACAAUUCCUGACCGGUACCCCAUUCCACACAUUCAUGACUUUUCCCACAUGUUAGCCGGUAAAACUAUUUUUUCCAAGAUAGACCUCGUCAGGGCGUACCACCAAAUCCCGAUCGCUGAGGAAGAUAUUCCAAAGACCGCUAUCACGACACCCUUUGGGCUGUUCGAAUUUAUUCGCAUGCCUUUUGGUUUGCGCAAUGCUGCCCAGUCGUUUCAGCGCUUUAUCGAUGAGAUCUUGCGGGGCCUUCCAUUCGCUUACGCCUACAUCGACGACAUGCUCGUCGCAAGCUCUUCGGCAGAGGAACAUGCCUCGCCUUUAUAAAUAAAUUUUAAUUUAAUGCCAGUUUACAGGCAUUGUCAAGGGAAGCGAUUAAACACAAAUCCGACCAGCAGUGAAAAAAAAACUCCUGAGCUUAAGGCAUAAAAAUAUAGUUGAUGGUGGUUUUUGUGGUUUGGAGGGCUCAGGAGAAAAAAACUGUCGGCGGUGGUAGAAUAUCGGCCGUCAAGAAGGGGGGAGGUUGCACGGUAUCGGAGAUUAUCGGACGUCAAAUUCCUUUCAUGAAGUUGGGGAUAGUCAAAGUAGAGGCGUCGAGGAACAGCUGGUGAGACCGGCCAUAGUGUUCAGAGACCACAAACGCCAUCGCUACGGUACAGUCGAUCAGUAGAUUCAGCACCCAAAAUUUGUGGGAGCUUUUCUGAAUGCAAAAAUCGAGUAAUAGUUCUCUUAAAUAAAGGAAAAUUUUGCAGAGUUUUCACACUCAUGGGUAGUUUAUUCCAAAUAGCAAUUGCAUUUACAGAAAAGAACCGAUCGUUUCCCGCAACACGGUUUGCAAGUAAACGUCGACAAAUGCGUUUUUGGCAUUAAUUCUCUCGAUUUCCUCGGCCAUCACGUCGAUCAGCACGGAAUCACUCCACUUACAGAGAAGGUGCAAUGCAUCUUGUCUUUCCCUGUUUCCAACACACUCACUCAGCUGCGACGUUUCAUAAGCCUUAUCAACUAUUACAGACGUUUUAUUCCCAAUUGUGCGGCAAUUCUGGCUCCCUUGACUGAUCUUUUGAAGUCGAAGGCAAAACCUAUUGAACUUUAACCGGCAGCCUGUACAACUUUUGAGGAAGCGAAGAAGGCUCUUGCCGAUGCCACCAUGCUGCACCACCUCAGUUCUGACGCUCCUGCACAGCUCAUUUUGACCGCUGACGCUUCCAGCAGUGCUGUCGGCGCAGUCUUGCAUCAACAGGUGAAUAACCAGUUGCAGCCUUUAGCUUUCUUUUCACAGAAGCUACAACCGACGCAGACUCUCUACAGUACUUUCUCUCGCGAGCUCCUUGCCAUCUACUUGGCCAUACGUCACUUUCGACACCUUUUAGAGGGCAGAGACUUUUCGGUCCACACCGACCACAAACCUCUCACUUACGCCCUCAAGGCCAAGCCAGAUCGGUUCUUGCCCAGGGACGUUCGUCACCUGUACUAUAUUUCGCAGUUUACUGCAGAUAUCCGCUACAUCCGAGGCAGCGACAAUGUCGUUGCUGAUGCAUUAUCCCGUCCGGACAUCAACACACUCACAUCCGAUUUCGACCUGGCGAAGCUUGCAGACCUCCAAACAGCAGACGAGUCCAUCGCGGACCUACGUACGUCUACUGCUCUGCAGCUUCGCAAUGCACCACUUCCUGCGUCACCAGGCACGAUUUUGUGCGAGUGGUCCACAGGCAACCCUCGUCCUUUUGUUCCACUACCCUAUCGUAAGGUCGUCUUUGACCACUUUCACUCCCUCUCCCACCCUGGCAUUCGCGCUGGACGUAAGUUAAUUGCGGCUCGUUUUGUUUGACCGAAGAUGAAUUCUGACACUGCUCUUUGGACCAAACAGUGUCUCGCAUGCCAGAAGAACAAGGUGCAUCGACACACCUUCUCCCCUCCAAGUACCUUUGCGGUCCCGGACGUUUGAUUUAAUCACGUUCACUUGGAUUUAAUCGGACCGUUACCCCCUUCAAGUGGGUACACACAUAUCCUGACGGCAGUUGACCGUUUCACACGAUGGCCGAUUGCCGUUCCUAUCUCGGAUAUCUCGGCAGAAAAUAUCGCUAUGGUUUUUCUGACCCAGUUUAUCUCAACUUUUGUUGUUUCAGCCACCCUUACCACUGACCGCGGAAGUCAAUUCCAAUCUAGCCUCUUCCGUGAGUUCACUAGACUGCUCGGGUGUGCGCACAUCACAACCGCGGCAUACCAUCCUGCCUCCAACGGCCUCGCUGAGCGUCUACACCGCCAACGCAAGUCCGCACUGAUGUCCCAAACAGAGCCAGCUACUUGGAGUGUCAAUCUCCUUCUUGUACUUUUGGGCAUCCGAUCUUCUGCCAAGGAGGACAUCCAAUGCACUGCCACCGAACUUGUGUACGGUACACCCCUCCGUCUGCCCGGCGAAUUUGUGCAGUCUUCCACGACAAACACUAACAUAGCGAGCACCUUCGUGCAGCAGUUGAAACAACGCAUGGCUCAACUGCGUCAAACCCCCACUCAUCUGACAUCGAAACAUGUGUUUGUACACGAGGACCUUAAAUCUGCCCCCUUUGUUUUCGUCCGGCAUGACGCAUUGCGCAAGCUCCUUUGUCCUCCAUACGAUAGCCCAUAUAAGGUCGUUCAGCGGAAAGACAGGUUUUACGUCCUUCAGAAGGCUGAUAAGACUGACACGGUCUCCAGCCUAUCUGGAGUGCCUCCCGUCGACCAGUGCGCCAUCCAUUCAUCCUACUAUGUCCUCACCCGAUACACCCACACCACUCACCUACCCUCCAUCACCACACUUGACCAUUCUAACCACCCAACCGGGUCCUCAUCCAACACUUCCGCCCAUUUCUUCUCGUUCCGGUAG
Messenger RNA from Spirometra erinaceieuropaei, 5831 nucleotides. The record is from the annotation of a GenBank genome assembly. Lineage: Eukaryota; Metazoa; Platyhelminthes; Cestoda; Diphyllobothriidea; Diphyllobothriidae.